AUGGCAGCCGACCGUGAGCGAUUGCAGGCUGAGCAUCAGCGCCUGCUCGAUUUGCAGCAAAGCGUACGGGAUGCCGAUCGCAACAACAAGGAAGCCAUGAAACACGCUUGGGCCCAGGUGGAAGAAGAGCGAAGAAGCCUUCAAGAGCAACAAGUCCGUUUGGACAGCGAGUUGAACGCGCGAAAAGAGGAGUUGGAGGUGCAGGAGCAUCGCCUGAAGGCCGAAACAGAGCGGCUCAAGUCCUUGCACCAGCAGAUCGAGGUGGCACGGCAGAAUGCGGCCCGCCGGAUUCGGGAGACGGAGUCCACGGUGGCCAAUGAGCGGCGCUGCCUCAUGAAUGACUUGGAGGUGUUCGAGGAGAGGCGCCGACUUUACGCGCAGGAAGCAAUGAAGCUGGAGACGGACCGAAAGAGCUUCGAAGAGGAGAAGGAGCAGUUGGAGAGCGACUUACAAAGCAUGGGCCUAAUGGCACACGAGGUGGAAAGGCGGUCCGAGGAGAUCCGGGCAUUGCAUGACCAAGCAGCCGAGGCCAGAGCAGAACUGCAGCUGCUUCGGGGCCAGCUGCAGGCUGUGCGCCUUUGCAAGCGUCAGGCUGCGCUCUUGGGCAUUAAGGGCAUGUGGCGUGCCCAGUGCAUGCAGGAGGAGCGGACGGCUCAAGGCUCCGAGAUGGAACGCCUGAAAACCAUGUUGGGACCUUGA
This is a messenger RNA of Symbiodinium natans, 699 nucleotides long. The record is from the annotation of a GenBank genome assembly. NCBI's taxonomy places the organism in Eukaryota, Dinophyceae, Suessiales, Symbiodiniaceae.